AUGCAACUGAACGUGAAAAGCGGCGCCUUCCGUGCUCUGGCAGCCGCAUGUAUCAUAGCUACGACACUGUGGUUGCUGGUCCAAGGCUCUGGCUUCGGAUCCGGCUCUUAUGGGUUGAACAUGAAGAAGUCCACGACGAAAGAUCCUGAGAGUGGUUACGUGUAUCGUAAAGUGUCGCGUCAGAAAUACACUGGUCCCAAGGAAAAGGCGACAUUCGUGACGCUUGCGCGUGACGAAGAUUUGUACUCGCUAUUGGGUUCGAUUGCGAGUAUCGAAGACCGCUUCAACAGCAAGUUCCAGUACGACUGGGUUUUCUUGAACGACAAAGAGUUCAGCGACGAGUUCAAGCGUAUCACAGGGGCCAUGAUUAGUGGUACCGCUAAGUAUGGUCUUGUUCCACCUGAGCACUGGUCUUUCCCCGACUGGAUCGACCAAGACAAGGCCAAGGCAGUCAGAGAGCAAAUGCGUGAAGACCAGAUCAUCUACGGUGACUCCAUCUCUUACAGACAUAUGUGUCGUUUCGAGUCUGGGUUCUUCUACAAGCACGAGCUUUUGAACGAUUACGACUGGUACUGGCGUGUGGAGCCCGACACUAGAAUCUACUGUGACGUGGACUACGAUCUAUUCAAAUUCAUGAAGGACAACGGCAAAAAGUACGGUUUCACCAUUUCGCUACGUGAAUAUGAAGCCACCAUUAAGACGCUUUGGGACACAACUAAGGAUUUCAUAGGCAAGAACAAGGAACUCUUGCAUCCUAACAACAUGAUGGAUUUCAUUUCCGACGACAGUGGCUCUUCAUACAACCUCUGCCAUUUCUGGUCAAAUUUUGAAAUCGGCUGGUUAGACUUGUGGCGUGGAGAUGCUUACACGGCGUAUUUUGAUCAUCUUGACCAAGCUGGUGGAUUUUUCUACGAGCGUUGGGGUGACGCUCCUGUUCACACUAUUGGUGCUGCUUUGUUUUUGGACCGUUCGGAAAUCCACCAUUUCGGUGACAUUGGGUACUACCACGUUCCAUUCCAUUCCUGUCCUAUCGAGGAGUCAAUCAGGACAAAAAAUCGUUGUAACUGUAAUCCAGACGAGGAUUUUACCUGGAGAGGUUACUCUUGCACGUCCAAGUUCUACACGGUUAGUAACACUGAAAAGCCAAAGGGCUGGCAGAAAUAUGCUGAUUAA
Messenger RNA from Lachancea nothofagi CBS 11611, 1173 nucleotides. NCBI's taxonomy places the organism in Eukaryota, Fungi, Ascomycota, Saccharomycetes, Saccharomycetales, Saccharomycetaceae. The record is from the annotation of a GenBank genome assembly.